This is a messenger RNA of Clonostachys rhizophaga, 951 nucleotides long. The record is from the annotation of a GenBank genome assembly. Lineage: Eukaryota; Fungi; Ascomycota; Sordariomycetes; Hypocreales; Bionectriaceae.
AUGGAGAACGGACCCCAGAUUCUGGAGACGCCAAUCUGGCUCCUCGGAGCUCGCAUUGCUCAGGCUGUGCUCGCCCUCAUUAUCAUGGCCAUGGCUGGUGUGCUCAUGCACGGUGCCUACCUCGACGUGCAUGGCCUCUGCGUAGCCACUGGCCUGUUCACCUGGAUUGUCGUCGCUUACAACAUCCUGAGUGAGAAGCUCCCCGCGCUUCACAAGAUCUACAAUGUCAUCGCCGUCAUUGCCCUCGACGGUUUCAUGAUGAUUUUGUGGCUCGCUACCUUCGCCGCCACUGCUGCCAAGCGCGCAAGCUUUAUUUACAACGUCAACGUCAACUCAUGCUACAACGACGGCAGCCUGAUCAACUCGACCACCUGCGCCAAGCGCUCCCUCGUUACCCGUGCCACUCUUCUUUUCAAGAGCGGCCAGGCCAUGAUGUCCGCCAACGCUGGUCUCGGCGCCCUUGUCUGGCUUCUCUUCAUUGCCACCUUCACCUGGACCAUGGUCUUCUUCUUCAAGGGCCGCAAGGAGGGCCGCUUCCUCUUCGACACCGAGGCCCCCGCCUUGCAGAUGGAGACCAAGAACCAGCCCCAGGCCGCUUCUCAGGUUCAUCCCGUCCCCGUCCAGCAGCCCCUCCAGCCCCAGCAGACCGGCGGCUACGAGAAGAACGACUUCCAGACCCAGCAGACCGCCUACCAGCCUCCCGCCAGCUACCCUCCCCAGGGCCAGUACCCCCAGCAGCCCUACCAGCCCGCCGUGAGCCCCCAGCCGACCCCCUCGCCCGCACCCGCCGGCUACCCAGCCCAGGAGCUCUACGGCCAGCAGCCUCAGCAGGGCUAUUACCCUCCUCAGAGCAGUGAGCUGUCCGCCGCUGAUGGACAGAACCCCUACUACCCUGCGCAAUCGCCCCCUCCCCAGCAGUACCAGUACCCUCCUCAUCCUCCCCCGCAGUAA